Molecule: messenger RNA, 10894 nt
Organism: Alligator mississippiensis (American alligator)
Lineage: Eukaryota; Metazoa; Chordata; Crocodylia; Alligatoridae
Exons: 2
Coding region: 2897-4033 (378 amino acids)
Biological process (GO): virion assembly; DNA integration
Molecular function (GO): nucleic acid binding; RNA-DNA hybrid ribonuclease activity
Source: RefSeq, a predicted model, not a curated record
CAUAGAAAGAGACUAGAUUGGUCAGGCACGAUCUGCCCGCCACAAACCCGUGCUGGUUUCCCCUCAGCAUAAUUUGCCCUGCCGGGCUCUCACAAAUGUGAGCCUUGAUAAUUUUUUCAAAGACUUUACCAAGGAUGGAGGUGAGACUGGCUGGCCUAUAGUUGCCCAGGUCCUCCUUCCUCCCCUUUUUGAAAAUGGGGACCACGUUAGCCCUUUUCCAGUCCUCCGGGACUUGGCCCGUGCGCCACGAGCGUUCGAAUAUUCCCGCCAGUGGCUCUGCAAUGCUUUGGAGGCUUCCAAUUUGAUUCAGUCCUUUUAAUGGGUCUUCUGAUUUGAGUCAGAUUUGGAGAUUUGGCCACUGAAUUGGGAAAAAUCUCCUUCAAAUCACAUCGGCUACCAAAGCUUCACACACCCUAUUGUCUAGCUCAGUUGGUUCUGUUUUUUCCUCCAGUUUCUGCAGCCUGGCAUUUCUUAUCUUGGCCACUUGGCACAUUCUAACUGCCUUUUCCAAAUUAAGCUCGGGAUUCUCUAGCAGUCUUUUCCUGAGGCUUGUACUUCUUAUACCCAAUACUACUUGGUCUUUGAUCAUAGACUUUUUUAUGUGUCCAAAGUUGCAUGUCUGGCUCAGGAGCCUGAGGUCUUAUCAAACUCCUCUAUUGUUUCACAUUCUUUUUGCUGUCUCAUGUGGAAACUAUACUGUUCAAAGGUUUUAUUUUGUUUGGGUAUACAAUAUUCCUCCAACUUUUUUUAUUACUGUGCCACAGCUUUUCUGUUCUGCUUCUGAUAGUUCUAGGCUAUUAUAAAGUGACAGAGCUUUCGAGCCUGCUAUAUUUUAUAAAAAUUGCUACCUUGAGUGAAUCUUCCUACUCUGUAGCUCCACUGGCCAUCAUAUAUAUGGCAAAGCUGGAAGCCCGACUGGAGUACUUCCACGUUUUAAAUUUCUUCCAGUUUUCUGUUGCAUUGCUGGACAGCUUUAACUCCUCUGGAUUUCUGAGAUGCUCCAUUUUUUGUCUUCACAUCCCACUCCUGGAACCAUGUGUUGUUUUCAAAAGACCAAGGAGUUAAGCUUACAGAAUGAUAAAGCUUGUUUAUCCAGAGAGCAGUGCCUUGCCUACAGUUUUCCUGUUCCCUCCUGCAAUACCUGGGCCAAUGUAACAAUUUAUACAUAACACUCUUAAAGGUAUCCAUACCCUGAGUGUGCAUGUAGACUUUGCACCUGGGAGCAGUUUCCUCCGGCUUAAAUGACGCCAGAGUUUAUUGUGUCACAUUAAUUGCAUGUGUAGAUGCACCCAGUAUGUAAGAAUCAGACUUAUAUGAUUCCAUCAGGCCCCAGAUUUACCAUGUGUUUUCAACCCAUAGACUACUUGCAGGUGCUGGUCAGCAUUUGCAAUUCCCUGGGCCCAGCCACUUCUCCAACAUGAGACUUUCUCUUCUGACCUCUGUGUGUCGGUGGGUGUUCCCUUUGUUUCCUCUUACCUCUUGGGAAGCCCGACUGGAGUAGUUCCACGUUUUAAAACUGACUCUUUCCCGCCACGUUUUGAUCUUAUUCAAAGUUAUCCAUUGGGAGGUGUUAUGAAUGCAGAAUGACCCCAGCAAUAUGGAUAGAACCUUUUUCUUGUCGAUUGGUGUCUUGCUUCCUACUCCUCAGGACAAACCCCUAGACACUUUAUUGCUGUAAAAAAUGCACUUGUUUCUUUAUGUGGUUGAUCAGUUCGCUUUAUUGUAAACCAAAAUACUCUUUUUAAAUGGUUUUUAUUAUUUCAAUUUUCCAGGACACUUUGUUGGGUUUAUUUAAUGUAAAACAACAUGCAUGAACAUAGGUAACUUCAAUGAUUUUAACUGUUUUUGUCUUUCAUUCAUUAAACUACAAAGAAACGUCCUUCAGUCUCUUGUUUCUUUUCUCCCUUUCUCUUUUUGGCUCCCAGAACACCAACUGUCCUGAUCAGGAUCCCCAAAUUAAACUGGGGAAACAAAACAGAAAAAACAAAAAUGAACAUGACCUUGUAAGGUUUGACCUAGAAACUACUAUGCAAAGCCUAAGCAAAAGUGAAUGUUGUGUGUCGAAUGCCCAUCUGCAAUGAUAAGGGGCAGACAGUCUUAGAUAGAGGAAGCUUGAAAACAAAAAACAGAAUCAGAGGUACUGGAGCAAAGAGCUCAUUAAAAUACUAAAAAUCACACCCCGAGGUGGGGAAGAUAUAUGCUAAUGGAACAUAUAUGUACGUUAAUGAGAUACAUAGCUAAAACACAGGUAUAGAGACAUGCUCAGUAAAGAACUCCUUGCGUCACUCCUUUAUAACCAAUUAGCAAACAAGGAUGCUUAUGAAGAUUCAACCUCUGGUAUAUAAGGGGCUCAGUAUUGAAUGUGCUUGUGCUUGUCUUGGGAGAUUAUUCCGCUUGCACCUUUUAUUGCUAGCAAUAAAUCAUUUUUAUACUUUCACCCCUGGUAUCUUUAUUGGCCUUUGCAUACCGGGCACGAACCCAGACUUGGGCUGGGGCCUAACAGUUUUUGGCACCCCAGAUGGGACUGCCAUAGAUAAGCUUUGCCCGGACUAACUGACGACCGGUUUAUCUGCUUCUUCUUAUCAAAAGUCGAGCGCGCCCCGGGAUUUCUUUUCCCGGUGAGACUUUUGUUUCAGGAGAAGCUGGAUCACUGAGGCGGCAGUAGCCUAACGGUGCAAUGCCAUAUAGUGAAAGUAUCAGUAACAGGCACCUGGGUGAGAGGGUAGAAAGGGCAUAAGGCCUACCGUCAGUACGUCUGCCUGGGAUUAUCUCUGUAAGUAUUCUGUCUGGCCUGAGUCCAAGACCAGUGAUUUUUCCCCUGUGAGGACAAGGACUAAAAACAGAUCCCUGGAUCCCAGGUAAGUCGGACAGUCAGAACCGGGAAGGCAGUCCUGAAAUGGGUACUAUUAACAGUAAGGUUAGCAAAUGUACCCCCCUCUCUUGUGUAUUGAGACAUUGGGCAGAGUUUGGUGAGGAUGCUAUGACUAAGAAGAAAGCUAAAUUCUUCUGUGAAACUGCAUGGCCACGCUAUCAGCUAGAUGAUAAAGAAUAUUGGCCUCGGGAGGGAAGUGUUAAUUAUAAUACCAUCUUACAAUUGAUUUUGUUCUGCCGGCAGAAUGGUAAAUGGGAGGAAUUGAUGUAUGCGCAAGCGUUUAUGUCUCUUUGUAGAGAUAAAAAAGUUUUGGAGGAAUGUGGAUUGGGGGAGGGGGUUGGGAUCUGUGAGAUGGCUGUGGCUCGACCAGCUGCAAAUCCUGUCCUGGACUGUCCGGAGCCGGAGGCUCUUCCCCCUGUGUUGCCUUUACCUUAUCCUCUUCCUCCUCCUCCUCCUGAUUCAUCUGAUUCCUCGUUGGCAUCUGCUCUUCCUGCUUCUUCCCCCCCUGAGGCAGAAGUUGUAAAUACUCCCCGACAUAGGGAUCUGGAGCAGCGCCAACCAUGGCCGUCAGGUGUUUGGCAAUCUCCAAACUCCCCGACUUCUCCUGAUAUAAGCCCGGGAGGAGGAUGGAGAGUACAGUUAGAAGCAGACUCCGGGGUUAAGGGAAAAUAUCACAGGGAAUCUGAUUCUGGCCGUGGGAAGGGAAAUGGGGUAUUUCCCCUAAGAGAACAAGUGGUACCCGGGCCUCUCGAAGAUGACGGUGAGCCAACCUACCGUCGAACCUUUGUGCACAUUCCUUUUAAUACCUCAGAUUUGUAUAAUUGGAAGAACAAUAACCCCAGCUUGAGAGAGAAUCCUGAAAAGGUACAGAACCAGUUUAAAACGAUUUUCAAAACCCAUAACCCAACUUGGGCAGAUGUUCAGUCUCUUCUAGAUAUCUUGUUGACACCAGAGGAAAGGAGAAUGGUAGUGAACAAAGCUCGUGAGUACGUGGAAAAGGAAAUUAUUGCAGGGAACCUGCAAGGAAAUAGAGACGAUCAUGUCCCCAUCCAGGAGCCAGAUUGGAAACCAGACCAAGAUAUGACCUCCAUCCAUGCCUAUCGAGAAUAUAUCCUCCGAGGAUUGAGAAAUGCUGUGAAAAAAACCUCAAAAUCUCAGUAAGGUGUAUGAGAUUCAACAGGAGGCUAAUGAGACCCCGAGUGCUUUUUUGGAAAGAAUUUACAAUACUUUCAGACAAUACACUCGUGAGGAUCCGGAGGAUGCAUCGAACGCUCGCAUGGUAAAUAUGAUCUUUAUGGCUCAGAGUGCACCAGACAUUAGAAAGAAGUUGCAGAAGGCAGACAGAGCAACAGGUAUGCCUAUUUCCCAACUAGUAGACAUUGCUUACCAAGUAUUUACUAACCGAGAAAGUGUUCAGGAAAAGAAACAGGACAAGAAAGAGGAGAGAAAGAUGAAAAUGCAGGCAGCCCUAGUGGCAGCUGCAAUCACGAGAAAACCUAGAGAUGAGGGAUCCUGAGCCGCAGAGACGGGGUCCAUUAGAGAAAGAUCAAUGUGCCUUUUGCAAACGAAAAGGACAUUGGAAGCGGGAAUGCCCUUAUUGAAAAGUUGGGGAAGGUGAAAAGAAAAAAGAGGAGAGCAGUGGAUUGUUCGCUUUUGGAAGGGAUUCAGAUUGAAGGGGACCGGAGGCCCGGGAGGGAAAGAUAACCCAGAUCCCAGUGUCCCCUGACGAGCCUCUGGUUAAAAUGCAACUAGGGGACAGAGAUGAAUUGGUAGAUUUUCUUGUAGAUACAGGUGCUGCCCAUUCUGUUUUAACUCAAAAACUGAAACCUUUAAGUAAAAAGACUGUGCCGGUGGUAGGGGUUACAGGGAAGGCAGUAACACGAUCCUUCCUACAGCCAAUGACCUGUAAUAUUGGGCAGGCCGAUGUUACCCAUCAAUUCUUGUACAUGCCAAACUGCCCCGUUCCCCUUUUAGGGAGAGACCUCCUCUGUAAACUGCAAGCUACGUUGUCGUUCCAGGAUGGGCAAAUGUUUUUAACGGUGCCUCCUGAAAAGGGGUGGCAUUUACAGGCUUGCCUUCUCGGCCUUCUCCAAGAGGAGAGUACACCAGAUAUUCCUCAACCCCUGCUCGAUGCUGUUGUUCCAUGGGUAUGGGCAGGUCACCGACCUGGGAAGGCUAAAAAUGCUGACCCUGUGAAGAUUCAACUUUUGCCAGGGGCCCAGCCUCCAUGUGUGAAACAAUAUCCAAUGCGGAUGGAAGCCAGGAAAGGACUGAAGCCGUUAGUUGAACGGUUCCUGGAGUAUGGCCUUCUCUGUGAAUGUACAUCAGCUUUUAACACACCCAUCUUGCCUGUGAAGAAGCCUAAGAGUAAUGAAUAUCGUUUCGUCCAAGACUUGAGAGCUGUAAAUAAAGUGGUUGUGAGUAUAUACCUGGCCGUGCCUAAUCAGUACACCUUGCUAUCUGCUUUGAACCCAGAUCAUAAUUGGUUUACGGUUAUUGAUUUAAAAGAUGCUUUUUUCUGUAUACCGGUAGAGAAGGGAUCUCAGGAAAUAUUUGCAUUUGAAUGGGAAGACCCAGGUACUAGCAUUAAGACUCAGUUGUGCUGGACUGUUUUACCCCAAGGAUUUAAAAACAGCCCAACCUUAUUUGGCAAUGCAUUAAGCAAGGAUUUACGCAGGCUAGAAUUGCCACUGUCCUGUGCUCUUUUGCAAUAUGUAGAUGACUUGCUUUUAACAGCCACCACUGAAGCAAGCUGCCUGGAAGGAACAAUUUGCCUCCUUAAUUUUCUGGGUCAACAAGGGUAUCGCGUUUCCAGGAAAAAGAUGCAGCCCAUAUCCCAGAAGGUCACAUAUUUGGGAUUUGAAUUACAGCCCUGUUGCCUGAAAGAAAAGAAGCUAUAUGCCGGCUCGCACCCCCAAUAACAAAGAAACAACUACGAGGAUUUUUAGGUACAGUAGGUUUUUGCAGGAUUUGGAUUCCAAAUUUUGGGGUUAUUGCAAAACCUCUAUAUGAGGCAACACACGGAGAUGAAAAGGUACUCGAAUGGACUGAAGAGUGUGAGCAAGCAUUCUGCCAGUUAAAGCAGGCUCUCAUUGAAGCACCCGCCUUAGGACUACCGGACAUGAGUAAGCCUUUUUCCCUUUUUGUGCAUGACCGAGGUGGGGUAGCCGUGGGAGUCUUAACACAGAAAUUGGGUAGCUGGCAACGACCAGUGGCAUAUUUUUCAAAAAAAUUAGACUUUGUGUCAUGUGGAUGGCCUGCUUGUCUCCGGGCUGUUGCUGCUACCUGUCUGCUAAUACAAGAAGCUGAAAAAUUAACCCUAGGCCAUGAAAUGAUUGUAUAUAUUCCUCAUGCGGUACUUACAGUCUUGGAACAGAAAGGAGGGAACUGGUUAACUCCGGGACGAAUGGCUCGAUAUCAGGCCAUCCUCCUAGAUAAGCCUGAAAUAAAAUUAGCCAUUUCUCGCAAUGUAAAUCCAGCAACACUGUUGCCAUCUAUGGGUGACACACCAGAUCUUGUGCAUGACUGUUUGCAAACAUUGGAAACUGUUUAUUCUUCAAGACCAAAUUUGAGAGACAGACCUCUUGAAAAAGCUGACCUGGAGUUCUACACUGAUGGCAGCUCGAGUAUAGAGAAUGGAAUUCGAAAAUCCGGAUACACUAUCGUGACUGCACAGAAUGUGAUAGAAGCAGGACCUUUAAACCCAUCUGUUUCAGCUCAAAAGGCUGGACUCAUUGCUAUGACUCGGGCUUUGCAAUUGGCGGCCAACAAAACUGUCAAUAUUUAUACUGACUCUAAAUAUGUUUUCCUUGUUUUACAUGCUCACGGAGCACUAUGGAAAGAGCAAGGUCUACUUGAUUCAAAAGAAACAGGCAUUAAACAUAGCAAGCAGAUAAAAGCCCUCCUUAAGGCAGUCUGGGAACCAAAAGAAGUAGCGAUAAUGCACUGCAAAGCUCAUCAAAAGAAAAAUGAUGAUUCAUCCACAAAAGGUAAUCGAUUUGCUGACGCUACAGCAAAGAAAGCAGCUAAAAAACCUCAGACAGACUUGCUGCCCGAAGUAAGUAAUCUGUUACCUCUCCUCCCAGACUUAUACCAGCCUGUGACACCACAGUAUGGGGAAAGAGACAAACAAUUGAUAAGAGAGUUUCAAGCAAAGAAGGGGGAGCACGGGUGGCUAGUAGCAAAGGAUGGCCGCAUUAUCAUCCCAGCUGCCUGGGUUCAUGUGGUAGUGAAGAGAGCUCAUCAUGGCACCCACUAUGGACCCAGGGCCCUGAUAAGGUGGAUCAGUCACUAUGUAACUGGAGUGGGAUUAAGAGAGGCUGCCAAGAAGGUAUCAGAGACAUGUGUGGUCUGCCAGAGAAAUAACCCAAAAGGAGGGAGAAAAGAAACUUCAGGACAUCAGAGAAUAGGCAAUGGGCCAGGAGAAGAAUGGCAGGUGGAUUUUACUGGGUUACCCCGGCAACAGGGGAUGAGAUAUCUCCUUGUCUUUGUGGACACUUUCUCUAAUUGGGUUGAGUGCUUCCCAUGUUGGACUGCCCAAGCCUGAGAGGUGGUCAAGGCACUCCUACGAGAAAUCAUACCUCGCUUCGGACUUCCAAAAGGAAUAGGGUCAGACAAUGGCCCACAUUUCAUUGCACAAAUUACUCAGAAGGUUUCUGAGUUCCUGGGAAUCAGCUGGCAUUUACACACCCCUUGGAGACCCCAGUCCAGUGGAAAGGUGGAAUGUAUGAAUCAGACCUUAAAAAGACACCUUUCAAAGAUUUGCCAAGAAGCUCGACUCAAAUGGCCAGAGGCCCUACCCUUGGCCCUGUUGCGAGUAAGGGUCGCACCACAUUCUAAAUUGGGAUUAAGCCCAUUUGAGAUAAUGUAUGCAGGUACGGGACGUGCUGCAGACACAGAACCAGUCUCCUACCCCGGAAAAUCGAUUAUUACCUGGAAGUUACGCUCUUGUGAAAGAUUGGAACGAGGAACCACUUCGAGCCAGAUGGAAGGGCCCGUAUAGAGUACUUUUAACGACCCCAACGGCAGCAAAGCUCGAAGGAAUCAAGACUUGGAUACAUUCCAGUCGCCUAAAGCCGGUGGCUGAACCAGAACAAGAAGAAACUCCUGCAAACUCCGGGACCGGCGGCAGAGAACAGUGGAAGGUGGAGCCAAUAAGGGACUUAAAAUUCCUAUUCAAAAGAAAGGAACUUUGAAUAAUUUGUCAAUCUUUGAUCAAGUUUUACAAGCCUUAUUAUGAAAUUGUUCAAGGUUUUAGUGUGGGGCACCCUAAUUUGUCCACUCCUACUUAUAGGAGGGGAAAAUCUUUUACCACAAGAAUUUGACCCUCAGGAAAAUGUCUGGAUUUAUCUGGCCCGGGAAAUAUUAAAUAGAAAGACUUCUGCUUGGCAGGAGGGAUCAAUGCUCAUCUGGUUUUUACCUCAUGCUUAAUUGCAGUACCUACCCCUUUGAAAAUUUUACAGAAUUAUACUAUGCUGAAAGAUGUAAAGAAGGAAAAUACAUAUCAGGAUAUAUAUAAGUGGGGGACUAUUGUAAAAGAGAAAAGCAGAGACAUGUUUUCUGUACGGGUUCAGGCAACAGCUAAUGCUUCUGAAUGUUUCUUAAUAGUGAAUUGUACCAGUAAUUGCUUUAAAUUGAACCAAGGUAGAAAAAUCUUCUGUAAUAAGACCAGUCAAAUUGAAUGGAGCAAUCAUAAUUAAUAAUAAUUAUAAAUGCUCCAGAUGAGGGAAAUGUAAGGUUUGACCUAGAAACUACUAUGCAAAGCCUAAGCAAAAGUGAAUGUUAUGUGUCGAAUGCCCACCUGCAAUGAUAAGGAGCAGACAGUCUUAGAUAGAGGAAGCUUGAAAACAAAAAACAGAAUCAGAGGUACUGGAGCAAAGAGCUCAUUAAAAUACUAAAAAUCACACCCCGAGGUGGGGAAGAUAUAUGCUAAUGGAACAUAUAUGUACGUUAAUGAGAUACAUAGCUAAAACACAGGUAUAGAGACAUGCUCAGUAAAGAACUCCUUGCGUCACUCCUUUAUAACCAAUUAGCAAACAAGGAUGCUUAUGAAGAUUCAACCUCUGGUAUAUAAGGGGCUCAGUAUUGAAUGUGCUUGUGCUUGUCUUGGGAGAUUAUUCCGCUUGCACCUUUUAUUGCUAGCAAUAAAUCAUUUUUAUACUUUCACCCCUGGUAUCUUUAUUGGCCUUUGCAUACCGGGCACGAACCCAGACUUGGGCUGGGGCCUAACAACCUGAACUUGUCCCGUUGGGAAUCUGCUGUUGUUCUCUUUUGUUUAUUGGUUCAUUUGUUUUUGUUUUUCAUGGCUUCUGCCACUUCCCUUGCCUCAUCGAGACGAGUCGACUGUCUUCCUUCUUCAGAGACUCCCAGGUUCUCCUCCUGGUUGAGUCCCUCUCUUUUCACGGGAGCUGGCUCCUGGGGCCCCUCCACCCCAGUCUCUGCUCCACGGCUCCUUCUCUCUGUGACUGCUGCUUUUUUUUCUCCAAUCUCAGCAAGCCGCACCCCUGCUGCACCGCCACCUCCUCCCAGCUUCAAAGAGCAGCUGCUCCGGAAAUGCUGCUCGCCCAGCAUGGUCCUGCUCCCCAUUCCCUUGAUCUCUUUUCCCUCUCCACACCCUGCAACAGUCAACACCAUUUACCUAAUCCUCUGCUUCACUCUGUUGCGUUUCCUGCUUUUGGUGCUUUGGCCUUCUCCACUUUGCCAUCUAGACUCACCACCAUACCUUGUUCCCAUGCAGACUUCCUGAUCUUGUUUAUCAGUGUAGGCUCCAAGUUGUAACAAAAAUCUUAACAAUGCUCACAAACUAAAUCUAAAAACCAUUCUGUCCAGGUCAUUGGAAUAUUUUGAUCACAUUGGAGUAUUUGAUUUUGGUUGCAAUCUUUUUAAAUAUUUUUCCUGUCAGCUAACCUAGAUUUUUAAAUGAAAAGUCAUUUAAAACAGAAAACCAGAAUUUUUUAAAAUAUUGAAAUGGAACAUUUUAAUAACUUGAAAACUUUUUUCAAAGUAGGGAGAGGAAUUCAAAUCCCAUACAUGAAGUGAUAUCAUGCUUCAUAUGAAAGCCAGCCAGGUUUCUUGUCCUUGCUACUUCUAUUGGGAGGCUUUCCAGAAACUUCCAGCCUAGGAGCCACCAUUUGUUUUCCAGUCUAAUAAGUAUUAAUGACCAUUUGCUUCACUUCUUAUAAAUCUAUAUUUUUGACAGAAAAUAAUUUUGCUGGUAAAAAGCAAUGUUUUUUUUUAUUGAGGAAUCUACAUUUUAGCUCUAAUUUUGUUUAAAAUCUAAACUACAUCUUGUUGAUUCCUGUUGCCUUAAAUGAGGCAAUUUUCCCAUCCACUUAACUGGCAUAUUCCUUCAGCCGUAAAUAGUAACGUAAAAAGUAGGCUUUAUAAUAAUUAUUUAAGUUUCUAAAGUAGCCAUCACCUACAGUGUAGAACAUGAUGCUUCCUUCUUGUCAGCCAGAUGUGGCAUGUGCAAAACAUAAUGUAAUUGCUACAGAACAAUUUUAUGCUCAAAUAUUUAUUUUUUUAAACAAAUUGGUAAUUAAUAAGACAGGAUUUCAGUCUGAUAAAGCAAUUUUAGAAAGUCAGAUUCUAUCCUGGAGAGAGAAUCAGUUCUGUCUCUUUAACAUCUCUGCUUAUCAGAACUGGUUCAAGAGCAGACACCUGCUUACCACAUGAAUGUUUCUGUGCCUGCAAAGUCACUUUUUACUAUUCAUUUUACUUGCAUCGAUUAAGUCUAAAGUGGAGUUAAUUAAUAGUCUUGUGUUUUUUUUCCAGUUUUGACUGAAAGUUAAGUUGAUAUUAGAAAGAAAAAAGGCACAUGCUUGGAUAUUUACCUCAAAAUUAUGUUAUUUAAGAAAAGGCUCAAAAAAUGUUUGACCCCUGGUGAAUAAAACCAUCACAUUUGCAAUGCUCUCAACUUGAGAAAGACACCCAUGAUGAUACAGAUCUUAUGCUGUUACAUGAAUUUUUCUGUUGAUUCCCUGUUUACUUUCCUUGGAACAAUAUUAAAAAUGCUUAAUCUUU